AUGCAACGGCACCGGAAGAAGGACCGAACUGAGAGGGCGGCACCACCUACCAUCCAGAAGUAUCUGCAGUGUGCAGUGGGCGCGACGAGUGGACCGCCGGCGUUGACCACGAGCGAGAACCUGUACCAACCGUGUGUGGGUGGUGGAGCAGGACCGACUGGGAAGGGUUCCGGGGCGGGGGCGACCUGCUGUCGGAAGGACGAGUUGCUGUUUCGGGGGACGGGUGGACCGCGAACGGGCGGGUGUUAUCCGGAAGAUGAUCCGGAUAGUAUCGAGGUGUAUAAGGAGCAACAGCAACAGCAACAGCAGCAGCAGGGGCCUUGUGAUCAGCAACACUUCACCGGUAAAUGGUGCACCGCCAACGUGAGCCAUUUUCCGGGGGAAACGGAUGACACACCGUCCUCGCUACCCCCGGACGAUGUCGCCCUACUACCCCACCACCAAACUGACCAGCAACAACAGCAACAUCUCGUCUGCCACGCGAACACCCUCGCGACCGGAAGUGCCGAGUACUCGUACGCAUACUGCGAGCCAAUCCUGUUGCAACGACCCUCUGGCGAGGGUACAGGUGACCCUCCGCUGCACACACCCGCCUCCACACUCUCCUCAUCUGGUUCGUCGUAUUGCGUGCCAGUAUACGCCCAACGCCACCCACUACAGCAGCAUACGCCAACAUUGCCACUGUUGCAGCGUUCCUUCCGGCAACCGACAGCUACACGCACUAAUCCAUACCAAUAUGCGUAUGGACCCGCGGGUGGUAGUACGGGUGGUCCCGGUACGACCACCACCUUACACCACCACCACCACCAUCACCAUCAUCACAGCAACUAUACGCUACCCAACACGGCGGUGCCGACGACGACGACCGGUUCGUUGCGUGCCUUAUUUUCCAAUAUUUUCCGCAAGUCGUCGACGUCGACGGUACCAUCGGCGCCGACUGCCGCCCACUCAGCACCCUUCCUCGAUCUCGAGGGUGAUGGGACGCUACCACGGGGUGGUAUUGGUGGUCACCCUCCCACAAGCUCCUUAUUAGUUGCCGCCGAACGUCAUUCCUUCACGACCUGCUACGGUACGAAGGAGAACAUCUACGAGGACAUUGGCUCUCAGACGGGGCUCGGUGGGCUUGGUGAAGAGCCGCGUCCCACUCGGGACCCUACCGGGCCUACGCCAACACCUGCCAUCGCUUCUACGUCCGCAGCACCGCUACCAUUGCCACCACCGAGUGCCGCAGGAUCUCCGACAGGUCCUGGGGCUGGCUCGAGUUUGGCAGCUGAAUGGCGUCGAGUGCAGGUGCAACAUGAGCGGAUUAUUGGUGAGCUGAAUCUCUCAGUUGAGCGGCUGAUUAUGCCAUCCUGUGACGAUGAGCGGCCACACCGACCGGAAGUAGAACAAUCGGAGGGUAAAGCAACACCUGCGACAAGGACGUUCGGUCAUGGUGGGCAGAUUGGCGGACAGGUUGGAUUGAGGGCUAGCACAAAGCGGCUCUUUCCCGUCCCAACAUCGGCAGCGUCAUCGGUGUCACCACCGCCACCACCACCACCACAAACCACCAACCCAGAGCGCCAUUCUCCGACGAUCUCAUACGGGAAGUCGUAUGGGGAUGUUGAUAGUGGAAUCAGCAGCAGUAGUACGAGUGGUACGAGCUACUCCAGUAGCAUCCUGUACCGGAGUAUCACUAACUAUCAGCCACCACCGUUGGGGUCCUUGAGCAAGGAUUCGGGUCCUUUCGGGGGUGGUGUACCGAUUCCGGGAGUGCGUCCCAAACCCACCCUAUUUGGGUUGCGAUCCGGUGUGGGAUUGGCGGCUGGUGUAAGGUCAGGAAGCUGCCGAGGUGCGCGGGAAGCAAUGGGAACCGGUAUGGGAUCGCUAACGGGAGGAUCUUCCGGAGUGUCGGUUAGUGGGCUUGUCACGAAUGCACCGGAUCCACCACCCCCACCGGAUGCUGAUCCGUUUCCGUACGGUUGCACCGCACCCACUGGCCCUUAUGGUCCCUUCCAGCGACCACCCUACUCGUCGGCGUCCUCACACACACUCGCAUCCUGCUGCUUCCUGUCCGAUCACGGUCCUGGUGAGCGUUCGUUCGCUUCAGCCGCUUCGACCUGUGGGGGACGUGGAACCCGGACCACGGGCGGCGGGGGGACGUUUUGGGCGCGCUUCCGGAAACUGCGACUUCCGACGGGUGCCGGUGGAAAGCUGUUUAGUGCAAGUGACCGCCAUAUUGAUGCCGAGUUGCGAUUGGAGGACUUUGCCGCGGGAGGGCCCUUGUGGCCGGAACCGACCGCACCUCGUCCUGCUUACCUGCCGGCGUAUCAACCAUACCACCAUCAUCAUCAUCAUCACCAUGCGUCACCACUUGAGGGACCAUCCCAUCGGGCGGUGGGUGGGUCGACGAUCGCAACCGGUGCCCUUCAACGACCUCCAGCGUUGCAUCUCUUUGCGGCUCCCACUGAACCUGCGGCUGGCCCACUCACGACGGAGCUGGUUCCGGAAGUGGCUGGCGGUGAGAGGGAGGAACCGGGAAAACCGUCGGACACCCCGCACCAUUCCUCGACACCCUCGUCUCCGUCAUCGGCGGCAUCGACACCGUCAUCCGGAUCGUCUUCGUCCUCCGUUUCGCCGUCCUCACCGACGUCACCCGUUUCGUCUUCGUCCUGUUCGUCCACCACCAAGCCGGGUGGUGGCGGGGGUGGCACGUAGCGAGGAGCCUUCCGUCCACCGACCGAUUCGAACGGUCCGAUUGCGUCCAGAGGCAAGUGAGCUCACGGCGGCACAUCCUUGAAUGGGUGUCCUUGGGAGUCUGUGUGUGCGUGUGCGUUCGUGUGGUGAUGGCCAUCUGGCGUGGUGUCGGUGCUAUCAACCUACCCGAAACGUUCCAGGUCCGUCCGGAAGUGUGCCUGGA
This is a messenger RNA of Anopheles nili, 2899 nucleotides long. RefSeq lists its product as uncharacterized. Lineage: Eukaryota; Metazoa; Arthropoda; Insecta; Diptera; Culicidae. Bases 1 to 2697 code for a protein of 898 amino acids. The record is from RefSeq and is a predicted model, not a curated record. The transcript is spliced from 2 exons.